Tribolium madens (black flour beetle) is the source of this 1550-nucleotide messenger RNA. It is a transcript of the gene Sting, whose product is annotated as stimulator of interferon genes protein. NCBI's taxonomy places the organism in Eukaryota, Metazoa, Arthropoda, Insecta, Coleoptera, Tenebrionidae. Bases 267 to 1391 code for a protein of 374 amino acids. The transcript has 8 exons. The record is from RefSeq and is a predicted model, not a curated record. Gene Ontology annotation, biological process: reticulophagy; activation of innate immune response; autophagosome assembly. Gene Ontology annotation, molecular function: 2',3'-cyclic GMP-AMP binding; cyclic-di-GMP binding. Gene Ontology annotation, cellular component: autophagosome; endoplasmic reticulum membrane.
AAUUUGACAUUUGUGACAAAUGAAUCAUUUGCAACGUUGUCAGUGUUAUCAUUUAUUACGAAAAAUCGAAUUACAUAAAUCGUUUUAUUGUUUGUCAUUAUCCAAAGUUUAGAUUUAUUUCAGAAUACUAUUUGAUGCAAUUUUCGUUUAAAAAGUGAGGCCGGAAGCUAGAAAAAUCACCAUUAUGCAAUACGUGGCAUCGCUGCAUUUUUCAGUGUUUGCAAAACUUUAAUGUGUAAAAACGUAUUAAUUGCUUAAUAAUAAUCAUGAAUAAUCCCGUAAACAAUGCCUCGUCUAGAGCCGUCCGGACUAGGCGAAAUCUGCGAAAGUCCCUACCAAAAACCAGGACCGGCCUAAGUAAAUCAUUAUCCUAUUGUGCAAGCUUGGUGUUUUUUACCGUGAGUUUUCUUUGCAAUCAAAGCAACUCGGGUUUUAUUGGAUCAGUUUUUAUUUUGUCCAUCUCUUUGCUUUUCUUGUUCGUGUUAGAGUUAAUUACUCGACUUUUACACGGGGUGGAAGAAUACGAACAUUUGGAAACACGUUACAAGAACAAUUUUUUAACUUUACUUAAAGACAUUUUUCAUUUUUCGAAUAGUAUUUUUAUUAUUAUUGUUUAUUUUUUAUUUGCAUUUAUUUCGUACGUAAUGUAUAACCAAUACAACAAAUUACCGUGGCAUGAAAUGGGCCUGAUUUCAAUGUUAUCGUCACUGGCGUGUGCAUUUUUUCUGCAAGAAAACUUCAAAUUGAAAAGUGGCCCUUUGUACGACUCUUUGUGGAUAGAAAAUUGCCCAGGUUUGGACUACGGCUCAGGAAUGGCCCAUUCCUUCUUCCACGGUUACCUCAAAUUGGUAAUCCCCAACACGGGCACUUCUAAGAAACAUUUAGAAGAACUUAUGAAGGAUUACGAGGACAGACAUCAUGUAAAACUCGCGUUUUACAAGUUGUUUAUUCUAAUACCAAAGUCACUUUAUUGCUCAACUAGCUUAAAAACCGACAAAUCGCCAAGCAUUGAAGAGAGUUCCUCCCUUGAGGAAAUAGUGAUGACAGUAGCUGGUGUUCAAAAUCGAGUCUACAAAAACUCAGUUUACAAAAUCAAAGCCGAGGAUGGCAAAAGGAUUUAUGUGGCGGCCGAAUACGCCACACCUUUGAAAACGUUCAAAGACGUGGUGGAAUCCAAUGGGGAACAUUCAAGCUACUACGCGAAGCACAAAAACGACAUUGUUUUACAGUUUUACUUAACGUUGCAGAAAGUGCUUAAAGAACGCGAAGACUGUACCAAUUUCUGCGAACUGAUUUAUUACGAUGACAAGGACGAAAAUGGGGACUUGAAGGACGUAGGACAAAUUCUGACGCAACGUAUUAGGAAACUACAAAGGGCAAUAAGACAAUAAAUAAAAUUGUCAGAGAAAUGUGGCUGUGCUAGUUCUAAGCCCUCAGUGAGGGAGCCAUGUCUGUGUACCUUUUUCGACUAAUUUUAAUAACUAUUUCAUAAUAUUGUGUAAUCGCUGUUUUUUGUAAUUUUUAAAUGAAAUAAAUUUGAGUUAAUUUUU